AUAAAAUCUGACUCCUCGAAACUGUUUGUGUUGUUUACAUCGAAGACACGUCACACUGUUGCGUGAUGAACAACAAAUAAAAGGAGAGAAGAGGAUUCACCGCGAGGAGACGCAGUAACCCGGUUUCCUUGACAACGCACAGCAGGUGUUCUCUGCUGUCACCAUGUCGUCUGUGGAGUCGAGCGGUGACGGUGGGAAGUGGCUGGACGCUCAUUAUGACCCGGUGGCGGGUCUGUACACCUUCACGUCCUGCGUGGACCUGGCGGACCUGAGCGGCGACGGGGAGAGCCGGCUGGUGGUCGGGGAUCUGGGCUCCAGCUCCUCAGCCAUGAAGCUGAAGGUGUACCGGGGCACGGCGCUGAUGAGCGAGAGCACCCUGCUGGACCUGCCCGCCGGCCUUGUCGCCUUUUUCAUGGACCUGCACGAGCCGCGCAUCCCCGCCGUCGCCGUGGCAUCUGGACCCUGCAUCUACGUCUACAAGAACCUGCGGCCGUACUUCAAGUUCACGUUGCCCGGCCUGGAGGUCAACACACUGGAGCAGGACGUGUGGCAGCAGGUGAGGGAGGGUCAGAUCGACCCUCUGACCCUUAAGGAGAUGUUGGAGAGCAUCAGGAAGAAGGCCGACGUCCCGCUGUCCGUCCGCUCGCUCAGGUUCCUGUCUUUGGAGACCAACGACAUGGACGAGUUCGUCCAGCUGCACAAACAGCAGCCAAUCAGGCGCCAGACCGUCAUCACCUGCAUUGGGACUCUGAAGAAGAGCACAGCUGACGAGGAUGGCGUCAGCUGUCUGGUGAUUGGUACAGAGAGCAACGACGUCUUCAUCCUGGAUCCCGAAGCCUUCAUCAUCCUCUCCAAAAUGUCGCUGCCGGCCGUUCCCACCAUGAUGGACGUGACGGGUCAGUUUGACGUGGAGUUUCGCAUCACAGUGGCGUGUCGCAAUGGCAACAUCUACAUCCUGCGCAGGGAGUCGGACAAACCCAAGUACUGCAUCGAGCUGUCGUCUCACCCGGUGGGUCUGGUGAGAGUUGGGAAGAACGUGGUGGUCGGCUGCACUGACGAGAGUCUGCAGGGCUUCACACAGAAGGGGAAGAAGCUCUGGACAGCUGUCCUCCCCGCUCCCAUCACCGCCAUGGCUGCCAUGGACCUCCCCACCAAGGGCUUUCAGGCAGUUCUGGUGGGUCUCUCCAACUGUGAGGUCCAGCUGUACCGAGACAAGAAUCUGCUGAGCACCAUCAAGACAUCAGAUAUUGUCACCAGCAUCUGCUUUGGCCGGUACGGGCGUGAGGACGGGACCCUGAUCAUGACCACCAAGGGAGGGGGCCUGAUGGUGAAGAUCCUCAAGAGGACGGCGACGUUUGACGACAGGGACAGCGCCCCGGGGCCGCCACUGGCCCAGAGUGUCCGCCUCAACGUGCCCAAGAAGACCAAGCUGUACGUGGACCAGACGCUGAGGGAGCGCGAGAAUGGCCUGGCCAUGCACCGGGCCUUCCAGAUGGACCUGAGCCGCCUGCGCCUGGCCGCUGCCAAAGCUUAUGUCAAGGCGUUGGAGUCCAGCCUGACGCCGAUGUCCUCCAGCCUCACCGAGCCACUCAAGAUGAACGCGGUGGUGCAGGGCCUGGGCCCGUCCUUCAAACUGACCCUAAACAUCCAGAACACGGCGGCGUGUAGGCCCGUCAUGAACCUGGCCAUCAGCUUCCUGUACGACGAGAGCCUGUACAGGAUGAGGAACCCGUACAUGAGGAUCCCUCUGCUGGUGCCCGGACUCAUCUAUCCUGUCGAGACCUUUGUGGAGUGCACCAGCGACAAGGGCAUCUCUGACAUCAUCAAGGUGUUCAUCCUGCACGAGGGGAAGAGCUCACCGCUGCUGACCGCCCACAUCAACAUGCCCGUCAGUGAGGGACUGACGCUCAACUGACAACACACGACACUUCAGCUCCCUUCAUGACAGACUCCAAACAUUACCAGACUGAACUGACAACACACAACGCUUCAACUUUAUUUAUUAUAGACUCCAAACAUGAACGUUAGAUAGAAGGCUACAUGAAACUUUUUUUAAAAAGAAUUCCAAAGCUGAAUUUAUGAAAUAAAAUCUGUAAAUGUAUCUGUAGAUAGAUAGAUUUGUUAAUGUUUGUUGUUCAUGUUUAAAACGGUAGUGACAUUAGAUGUGUGUGUGUCAUCGACAUGUUUUAACUCUCAGGGCUAAAAAUCACUGCAGACAAAAGACAUUUGGUUUUGUUAUAAAGGUCUGUAUAGAACAGGCAAAAUAUGUUCUCCAUAUUCUGUUUUAUAAAUGUAGGCUUGUAUAAAGUUAAAUAAAACAAUAAAUAUUAAAGUUUGUACAGAGUUCAUCGUCAUGAAAAAGAAGGUAACAACUUUUCAAAAAAGGUUUCAAAACAAUAAAUUUAGUAUUUCUGGGAAAUUUAAGCUCAAUUUAAACUCAAAUAAAUAUUUAUUAAAAAUGUUUUAUUGGAAACUUUAUUCUUCUCUGGGUUACGACAGCAAUUAAUUUGAAUGAAUUAAAAGUGUCAAAAACUGUAAGUCAGUCUGUAAUAAACAUCAGGGUCUCAUUUAUAAAACAGUGUGUAGGAUCCAUGCUAAAAAUGCGUGUAUGGACAAAAGCAGAAAAUGUUCUGCGCCAAAUGACGGAGAGUCACAGUGGGCUGUUGGCCAGUGGCAGCACUGAUCUAACCUGUGUAACGGCAGCAACAGAACGUUCACUGAUCCAGUGGGGAGACAGAGUAGUCCGGGAUCAGACCUUCCUGGUGCUGGGGUUUGUGUUGGCUGAAUCUAAGUUGUUACAGGGCACUAACUGAAGGAAAGUCCCCCACAGCUGUCAGAUAUCACCACAAAUAUAAUCUAAUUCUGUGGGAAACACCGUUCAACAAGUUAUUUCUAGUAUGAAUGUCCUGACUGGUGAUAACAGUGCUGGGCCACCCCACAAAUGAAUUCACCUCAUGACAUCAGCUACAGCAGCUGUAUGGGUAAAGUAGACUCAUCUAAAGAGGGAUUUAUACCCGUACGCCAGCUCUGUGAGGAGCCUACGCCGUUGUGAGCAUUUAUACUUGUGCAGUGGUGUGUCUGUGUCACUGCAGUUACACCUCUAAAACACUAGCGGGCGGUGAGGUUUCUGUGAAGUGCUGUAAAGUGUAGUUGAUUGAAAACACACAUUAAAUACACAUUUUGCAAUGCAAAAAAGAUGGCCGCAUGUGCACCUUUGUCUGUGUAGUGUCCGCGCAAAUUUAUAAAUAACUCCAGAAAUACUGAUCAAGUAGGACUGAAAGUGUGUAAACUAGUUUGUAAAAGCCUGUAUGUUUGUUGUGAGGAGUGAACUAUUUCCAUCUGAGUAAGAUCAUGGCAGAUAACACAAGACAGCGCAGUCAAAAGUCGAAGGAUGCCGAGUUUGAUUGCAGCGGCACUCUGGUACUAAUGAAUGAACUGAAGACGCUUAAUGCAAAAAUAGAUCACACGCGAGACGCAAUGGAAAAACGUGGACAGUAAAAUUGACAGUCUGCGUGGUUUGUUGGAGAAGCUAAUCACAGAGAAUUAAAAUGCACUGAAAAGAGAGCUGGAAAAGACAGCUAAAGAAAUGUGUCUGAAUUUGGAGCAGGAGGUGUGCAUCCAGAGCUCCAGAAUGGAGGCUGUUGAGCUGAAAAUAGCCGAAAAAGCCACUCAGAGGAAACAAUUUGACCUGGAUGUCUCGUUGAUAAUAGCGGGGUUGCCUCAGGUGGAUCAGGUGGGCCGGUGUGAGGGGAGCAGGCCCAGCCUUUAAGUACUCAGCAGUUUCGAUUAGUCCAUCGGAAUGUUAAUGGAUGGACAUCGACAAACUGUGAACUUAGAAAAGUACUGCUUUGUUCUCUUUUGAUUUCAUUUCUCUAAAUGAGACUCAUUCAGCCAGUGACUCACUUUAACUUUCGUGUGUUUGACCAACUCUCUGUUAAUACUGUAGAUAAAACAUAUGAUGGAAUUCUUUGUUUACGUUUUGAGCACCGGGGUUCACAAUAUUCCUUCAUUAGCCUGUCUAACCAGAAAAUGAUGGAUGUAAUGUGUCAGCCUUCCUGUAAAACAAAUGGAAAAUAAUUUCAGUUGAGUUUUGGGUUUUUUGAGUUGUUUUGUUUCGAAGGGGAAGGAAUCAAGGGGAGAG
Messenger RNA from Epinephelus fuscoguttatus (brown-marbled grouper), 4141 nucleotides. It is a transcript of the gene bbs1, whose product is annotated as Bardet-Biedl syndrome 1. Gene Ontology annotation, molecular function: smoothened binding; patched binding. Gene Ontology annotation, biological process: non-motile cilium assembly; protein localization to cilium. Gene Ontology annotation, cellular component: centrosome; BBSome; axoneme. The record is from RefSeq and is a predicted model, not a curated record. The transcript has 7 exons. Bases 164 to 1915 code for a protein of 583 amino acids. NCBI's taxonomy places the organism in Eukaryota, Metazoa, Chordata, Actinopteri, Perciformes, Serranidae.